Messenger RNA from Nipponia nippon (crested ibis), 1032 nucleotides. RefSeq names its product antigen-presenting glycoprotein CD1d-like. Lineage: Eukaryota; Metazoa; Chordata; Aves; Pelecaniformes; Threskiornithidae. The record is from RefSeq and is a predicted model, not a curated record. Gene Ontology annotation, molecular function: exogenous lipid antigen binding; endogenous lipid antigen binding; lipopeptide binding. Gene Ontology annotation, biological process: antigen processing and presentation, endogenous lipid antigen via MHC class Ib; immune response; positive regulation of T cell mediated cytotoxicity. Gene Ontology annotation, cellular component: external side of plasma membrane.
AUGCAACCCCCUCACCACUGCCUCCUCCUCCUCUACUUUCUCCUCCUAUCUGGGACAUGGGCAGACCUGGAGGGGACUUUCACUAUCCGGCUGCUCCAGACCUCCACCUUCCAAAACACCUCUUUCGUGGACACGGAGGGGCUGGCCCUGCUGGAAGACAUCGAGCUUGGUUCUUUUGAUAUGCACACCUGGACCAUCCGCUUCUACCAGCCCUGGGUGCGCCCAGCCCUACCCCGCAGUGACUGGGACACCAUUGAGAACAUGAUCAAGAUCUAUUUCCAGCAGUUCAACCACCUGAUCAAUGAAGGUGCCAUGCAGAAGGAUGUGCCCUACCCCUUCGUGGCCCAAUGCAUGGCGGGCUGCCAGCUCUACCCCAACAGGACCUCCCGGGCCUUCAUCUAUGUGGGCUACAAUAGCCAGGACUUCCUCAGCUUCAACAUGGACAAUGCCACCUGGCUCUUAUCCCAAGACACCAUCCUGUCACGGUACGUCCAGGCUGUUCUACAGAACUAUACUGCCUUCAGCGAGCUGGUGGAAGUCCUCUUCAAUGAUACCUGUGCUGACGACCUGGAGAUGUUUCUGCACUAUGGGAAGGCAGCUCUGGAGAGACAAGGUGAGACCAUCGUGACCCGGGCAUGGCCACCCCAAACCCACACACACUGGGGCCAAGUGGUGCCCAUCAGUGUGGCCUGGCUGCAGGAUGGCCAGGAGGUGCCGCCGGGCCCAGCGCUCAACACCAGCACCAUCCUGCCCAACGCUGACCUCACCUACCAGCUCCGCAGCGUCCUGGCCGUGGCCCCCCAUGAUGGUCACAGCUAUGCCUGCCGCGUGCGCCACAGCAGCCUGGGCACCCGCAGCCUCCUCAUCCCAUGGGGGAACUCAGAGGUGGUGCUGAUCGCAGGGCUCGGGGCUGGGCUGCUGGCAGCCGUGGCCACGGCUGCCAUCACAGUGCUUUGGGUGUGGAGAUGCAGAAAGCACCAGCAGAUGGAGGAAUCAGAGUCCAGGAACUCCAUCCUGAGCAAAGAAGCUUAG